This is a messenger RNA of Clupea harengus (Atlantic herring), 2346 nucleotides long. It is a transcript of the gene ankrd33bb, whose product is annotated as ankyrin repeat domain 33Bb. Lineage: Eukaryota; Metazoa; Chordata; Actinopteri; Clupeiformes; Clupeidae. The record is from RefSeq and is a predicted model, not a curated record. Gene Ontology annotation, molecular function: protein binding.
ACAUGUGUAUGUGAGCAAAGGGAUUAAGAAGCCUCACUUCCGACAACUCAUCUUCCAGGUAGCUGCGGCGUAAAGGCAUGGGCAAAUUCGUCCUCACUCAAGAUGAAGUUAUAACGCUUGUUCGACAGAUGGAGAGCGAUGCACCAACGUCUAUAAUUCACUGAAGAUGUAACUGCAGCUGUGUACGGGAGCUUCAACCGUUUCAAAGCAAAUGCGAAGGGAGAGUUUGGGAGCUUGCGCAGCUUUAGUUUUAACCGGCUUUUUGGUGUGUGUCAGUCGGAACAUUGGAGACGAGUUAUGAAGGGGUAUGGUCGAUCUUGAAAAAUCUUCCUAUAACACCUUCUGCUGCACCUUUGGGACCUUCCUGGGUUAAAUGGUGCUGAUCAUUGAGGAGGGUCCUGGAGGAGGUCCACCUUUAUUGAAAGUUCAGCUUAAUGGAACUGCUGAUUAUGGUGGCGGUGCGCUACAGGAGAAGGUGUCACCUUCUCAAACGGAGUCGGACGAGACGGACCAUUCAGAUGAGGGGGGCAAUGAUGACUACUACGACGACGACGACGACGUGUACCAGGAAUUUGAGGAGCUCGAUCUUUCGGAUUUACAGGACACGGGAAGUAUUUUGUCCGAUGAUUCCUUUUACCCUCGCGACGAGUCUCUGUCUGGAAGAUCUCCUAGCCCCGAAAGUCCCGAACCACUGACAUUUUUCAAGGCAUGCAGCAACAACAACGCAAUCAUUGUCAAAAUGAUGAUACGACAAGGUGUAACUGAAGAAGAAGUACAAGAAGUAGAUAAAAACAACAGAACAGGACUGAUUAUUGCCUGUUACAGUGGCUAUGUGGAUGUGGUCAUCGCCCUCUCCCAGUGUCCCUAUAUAGAUGUCAACUGGCAGGACAGUGAAGGAAAUACAGCCCUCAUCAACGCUGCACAGGCUGGCCAUCAAAUGAUUUCCCAGUUCCUACUCAACUACUUCCCAGGGCUGGACAUCGAGCGCAGGAACUGCCAUGGCUUCACGGCCAUGAUGAAGGCUGCCGUGCAGGGCAGGUCUGAGUGUGUGCGAGCCCUCAUGCUGUCAGGUGCUGACAUUGAGGCCCGUGACUAUGGCCGCAAGCUGACCGCGCGGGAGUGGGCCCUCCUCACAUGCCGCCACGAGACGGUGCGCACGAUGGAGCGCCUGAUGGAACAGCCUAGUGCCGAGCAGUUCUCCGAAUCCUACCGUCUGGAGUGGCCGCAGCUGGAGGAGACGGGGGACCACGCCCCGGAGCCCAAGUCCUGCUGGCAGCGUCUCGCCGACUGCACGCGCUGCUGCUCCUUCGGCGCCGGCAACAAGGUGGACGCGCAGGACGACGGUCCGUUGGACUACAUGGUGCGCUUCACCACCGCCCUCAAGGGCCCCUUCCUGGCCAUCGGCUGCCGCACCGUGUGCCCCGGAAGCCCGCCCUGCGUGGGCAAGCGGCGGCCCGCCGUGCAGGACAUCCUGCGGCAGCAGCGCGCUAAGGAGCUGCGCAGCCUGGCCUCGGCGCCCGAGAGGCUGGCCACCUACAAGCGCCUCUUCCAGAACUCGCGCGUGCAGCUCGUGCCCAAGAAGAGGGAGCGGCGCGCCAGCCUGCAGCCGCAGAUGCUGCAGGACAUGGCGGCGGCGUCCACGCUGGCGCUGCGCCGCACCAGCCUGCUGCCGCUGCACAUGAUGCGGCGCAGCAGCGUGCGCCCGGGCGUGGUGGUGCCCAAGGUGAUGCUGUGCAAGGCGCCGGCGCCCACCUACAAGCCCGAGAAGAGGAGGAAGAGCCGCGACCCCAGCCAGCUAGAGAUCCCCAAGUGGAAGUACAAGCAAGCGAAGAUUGAGAAGAAACAGGCGAAGGACAAAAUCAGGUUUCCUGCCCCUAGAAAAUAAUAUUGAAGGGUCUCCAUGUUUUUUUAUUAUUAUUAUUAUUAUUGUACGUGACAAGCCUGUGAGCCACAAAAAUUGAAACUUCUCUACUUUGCUUAUGAGGAAGAGCUUGGAUGUUUUGACAAGACUUUUUUUGUGGUUUUGAACAUUUAUGAAUUUAUUUUUGUCAUGUUGUAUUAUUAUCACUAUUAUUGUAUUAAUGCCUCACAUUCUAACUGCGAGGGAAUCGUACUUGAAAAUUUGAUACUGAAUGCUUUUUUUUUAUAACUGUAAUAAUUUGUUUGUAUUAAUGUUUUGUUAUUAAUGGACACUGAUGAGUCAUCCACCACCAUAAACCUUCAGCACUAAUGAGACUUUUAGGGAAGUCUGAGCUGUUGUGAACUCAAGUAUUCAAUAUCAAAAUGACAGAGUGAUAUCACAGUGUGAUAACUAGAGGUCAAUAAAGGCAGAACAUGCUCAAAGUG